This is a messenger RNA of Cygnus atratus (black swan), 461 nucleotides long. RefSeq names its product WAP four-disulfide core domain protein 2-like. The transcript is spliced from 4 exons. Gene Ontology annotation, biological process: antibacterial humoral response; innate immune response. Bases 1 to 375 code for a protein of 124 amino acids. Gene Ontology annotation, molecular function: peptidase inhibitor activity. The record is from RefSeq and is a predicted model, not a curated record. Gene Ontology annotation, cellular component: extracellular region. NCBI's taxonomy places the organism in Eukaryota, Metazoa, Chordata, Aves, Anseriformes, Anatidae.
AUGCCCAAGGCCAGCAGCGUGCUCGUCCUCGCAGGGCUCCUGGUUCUCUGGGCAGAGCUGCCGCCAGCAUCCGCCCAGAAUGUCACGACGAAAGCCGGCGUGUGCCCGGACCCAGCGACAGAAGAAGCGAACUGCACAGUGGGGUGCCAGUCCGAUGGCGACUGCGAGAGCACCCUCAAGUGCUGCCCGGCGGCCUGUGGCAAGGCCUGCCAGGAGCCCAACGAGAAGCCCGGCACCUGCCCACCCGUGAAGCCAGGGAUCCCCAUGCUGGGGCUCUGCGUUAACCAGUGCAAGACGGACUCCAACUGCCCCGGGAGCCUGAAGUGCUGCAGGAACGGCUGCGGCAAAGUCUCCUGCGUGACUCCCUUCUACUGAGGCACAGCCUCCUCCUGCCAGCCCAGCCACAGGGAAGCUGCUGCCCGACGCGAUGCCCGCACAUUCAGGCCCCCCCGCGCCCUCCU